AUGUCCCCCUCCGCCAUAGCCUCGACUACCCAUGAUGAAGAGCAAGAUGACUCUGUUAUUGAGUCCUCGAUGUACUAUCUGGACAGAACGUCCUUGCACGAUGUAGAAAAGCCUUACAGCAUGCGCUAUCUGCCUGAAGGAAUCCCACAGAGCAACUACAAAAAGGUCAAGUAUCCCAUGAACGCGAAGAGUAUGCGAUGUUAUGGGGUCGACUCAUUUCGCCUCAAUGAAUGUGGCUUUCAACGAAUCGAGCUCAAGACCAAGCUGUCGUACGAUGAUUUCUGGGACAAUCAAAAGGUACAAGAAGUAUAUAUCGAAGAGGUAAAAGACGCUUUGAAGGCAGAACUAGGGGCUAAGCACGUCCAUGUACUCGACUACGCGGUUAGAAAGAGACAUGAGAGUUUCCCGAUAUCGACGGGGAAAGAAUACGAGUAUGACCAACCGACAGCUCUUGCUCAUAUCGAUUUUACUGUUGAGGAAGUGGAACGCAUGAUCAACGUUUUGUAUGGUGAUCGUGCGGAAGAGAUUUUGAAAGGUGGAUGGCAGGCCAUCAAUCUCUGGAAACCCAUCAAGGGUCCACUCAAUGACUGGCCUCUUGGUCUUUGCGACGCGCGAUCCCUCGACUUUGAAACGGAUACCAUACCUAGUGAUAUUGUCUUUGAUGAUUUCUUCACGGAAAAUCUACAGGUACUGUACAGCUCCAACCUCCAGUGGUACUACUUGCCAGAUCAAGAAACAUGGGAGGCCUUGAUUUUUAAGAGUGCCGAUAGUGAAAAAUCACAAGCGCCAGACCUGUACGCUCUUGUCAUCAUGGCUCGUACUGUUAAUGGCGAGCUAACUUUCCUACAAAGACACGAUAUGUAUGAUACCGUCAAACCGUACAGCUUACGGUAUGAUCCACCUGAUGAUAUUCCACGGCACAACCUGCAGACCGAGAAGAAAGAAGUCCAGAUUCAUGAUGCUAGAGGUAUCAACCCCAGUUUGGAAGUGAAUGGGUUCAUGUUGACCUCUGUAUCGACCACGAUGAAAUAUGAUGACUUUCGAGAUGAGAAGUUGAUCGAGACAGUCUACGCAAAGGAGUUAGAAGGUCACAUAAAGAACCUGUUCGGAGCUUCAGUUGUUAAAGUCAUUGACUAUAACGUUCGACGGCGGCACCCAAAGUUUCCAAUCUCAACUGGCAAAGAGUACCAAUAUCAGCAGCCAGCUAAUCUAGUCCACAUCGACUUUUCUCCGGCUGAAGGUAUCAACAUGCUCAAACGCCUCUACGGCAAUGGUGCUGACGGGAUUCUCCAACACCGUUGGCUCAUCAUCAACGCCUGGCGUCCUCUGAAGGGCCCUCUAUUCGACUGGCCGUUGGCAAUUUGCGAUGCCUCCACCUUUGAGCCACACCGCGACGGUCAAGAUUCGGAUGCCGUGUACCCUGAAUGGGCUUAUGAGCACGUUUUAGUGCAUAAGCAUGAGAAUCAAAAAUGGUACUAUUUCUCAGCAAUGCUGGAAUCGGAGACGAUUCUUUUCAAAUGCGCUGAUUCUAAAAUCGGUGCCCAAGGCCCAUGUCCACACGGGGCGUUCCAGCUCAAAGAAAACAGUCACGAAGAAAGAACCAGAGAAAGUGUUGAAUCGAGGGCGAUUGUCAUGUGGGCGCCGAUUGAUGAGUUUCCGCCUGAAGUAGGGGUAGCUUAUGGAAAACGGGAGUAG
Molecule: messenger RNA, 1695 nt
Organism: Fusarium poae
Lineage: Eukaryota; Fungi; Ascomycota; Sordariomycetes; Hypocreales; Nectriaceae
Exons: 10
Coding region: 1-1695 (564 amino acids)
Molecular function (GO): oxidoreductase activity
Source: RefSeq, a predicted model, not a curated record